UGACCAUGCCAGGAGGGUAGGCAACCAUUUGGGAAUGCGACAGGUUCGACACCAUUCUCUGCUUGGCACACCACAGUGUGCACGUGUGGAAUCACUAUCGCCUCCAUACUUGGUAAAGUCGCUUGCGGGAGCGCAUCUUCAGCCAAGCAUGCCUACGGACAAUGUGUGUAGUGAAGUCAAAUUGAUUCAUCGCGCAUCUGAAUGCUGGGAGAUGCUGGGAGAGAGGGAUAAAACAUCGCUGGGACAUCUGACAGAUGUCCAGCCCGUAAAAGGUCCAAGCUCAGAAUGCUUCUCAAGCGUCGUCCCCUUCACAAAGCAGACAAGGCAUGGUAAGACUGUUCUAAGACUAAGAUUGUGUGAAGCUGGGGGCUUGUCAGUUGCCUCAUUCUAGUUUUGUUCAGGGUUGUGCUGGUGUGUCACUGGAUUGAUCUUGCAAGGCUCUUUGGCACUUCUGCAAUAUUCCGGCCCAAUUGGAGCCUUGCAACAGACACGUCUGGCGAGAGAGUAGUUUGUUUCACGCUUUGAACACGCUGCCAUGGAGAACUUCAAUGAGGCCAUUCAUGUGGCCGUCGGGGAGUUCCAUGGAAAGUUGAACGAUCUGAUCUUGGCUGAGUUGAAAAACAUGGAGUACCGGAUCAAGGAUGAACUUGCGCAGAGCAACUUCAUACCACCGCCACAACCUUCCCUAGGGGGAAUUGUGCAGGCCACUGCCACAGAUGAUGAUGUGGCUUCAGCACCUUCACCUUCAGCAAAGCACAUGUCAUCGUUGAAGGUGGAGGACGGCGGAGAGCAAGAGACAGGGUUUCAAGCAGAAGAAGACGCAACAUCAGUGGAGUUGCGCGAGGAUGCUCACAAAGAAAUGCUCAAGAAAUCACACACUUACGCGAAGGCAACCCGGGAGUCGUCGCGUGCAAAGAAACGCAGAUUUUUCUCUAGCGUGGUCACAGAGAAAUCUUUUGAGUCUACGUUUCGCACUGGAUCCGCGAAGGAAUGCUUUCUGACGUUGCCCAAUUCUCCCUACUUCGAUAUUUUCUGGGCCUUGGUGAUUGCCUCCAAUGCAGCAUACUUGGGUGUACAACUCAGCCUCACCCAACAGCAGCACUUGAUUUCGGUCCACAUCGUUUACGCACUCCUUUUCACUCUGGAACUGUCCAUGCGAAUGGUGUCUGUAGGUCCAAGAAAAUACUUUUUGGCACCUCCAGGGUGGGGGUGGAAUUGGUUAGAUGUAAUAGUGGUCACAUCUUCUUGGCUAGACAUUAUCUUGGUCUUCAUUGGCUCAACGGGCGGAGAGGCAGUUGGUUCGAGCUUUCGGGUGUUAAGGCUUCUGAGAGUCUCACGUUUGCUGCGCAUUGUGAAGACCUUGUGGAUCGUGCGGUUUGUGGGUGCGCUGCGCACGAUGGUGUCCUCCCUAGUGGAUACCUUCAAGUCACUUUUUUGGGCUUUGCUUCUUCUUUUCCUCAUCAUUUACAUCGCCGGGGUGCUCUUCACGGAUAUGGCGUUGGAACACCUGGCAGAGUCCGAUGACCCGGAUAAUGACCCAUACAUGCAGUGGUUCUUCGGAACUCUGGGAGAUUCAAUGCAGACUCUGUUUCGAUCCAUCUCUGGAGGCUUUGAUUGGGCUGAAGCAGCUGAGGCCCUUCGACCUUUGGGAGCGAUUUGGGUGCAGGUCUUUCAAUUCUACAUUGC
Durusdinium trenchii is the source of this 1686-nucleotide messenger RNA. Lineage: Eukaryota; Dinophyceae; Suessiales; Symbiodiniaceae. The record is from the annotation of a GenBank genome assembly.